This is a messenger RNA of Belonocnema kinseyi, 651 nucleotides long. RefSeq lists its product as uncharacterized. Lineage: Eukaryota; Metazoa; Arthropoda; Insecta; Hymenoptera; Cynipidae. Bases 1 to 651 code for a protein of 216 amino acids. The record is from RefSeq and is a predicted model, not a curated record. The transcript is spliced from 4 exons.
AUGACCCAAGUGGCUGCUGCGAAACAUAUGCAAAAGUCGAAACAGUUUGUGAGUAUGUGGGUGAAUCGUUUCAAAGAGGUGAAAAAUGUCGAUGACUUCCUAAAUCGCGGUUCUGUCCAAAGCAUGCCUCGAAGAUGCCAAGCCAUUAUUGACGCUGAGGAAUCAGCGAAGCAAAGGCCAGGUCCUAGUCAACCGCUACUUCCGAAUCAACCUCCACCACGGAAUGUGUUGAAAUAUCAUGCUUCUGAUAACAAUUGGUACCUUAAUGGAGCCCUGUAUGGAAUACCUAUUGAAGGAACGAUUGUUUACUACAAAGCCAUGGAAGUGUGUAAACAACCGUAUUGUCGACAACGGAGACGUCAGGUAAAAUUAGGUAAAUAUAAUCCAGUUGAAAAAGAAGCACGCUUAAUACCACCCACAAUUAAGGAAGGUGAUAUACAGUACCGCCGUAAAGCUCCUAUUGGAAUAGUCGGAAAAGACCACAAAAUUUGGGAAUAUCAUCCAUCUCAUGGAGGUAAAUCACGGAUAGUCAAGGCUAUGGAUGGUGAUACUUUGGUACUUAAUGGGCAGUGGACUACCAAUACGGCUUAUGGGAUCUACGAUAAUUAUAAAAAACUCUAUGGAUAUAAUAAUUAUAUAGGCCAUAAGUAA